Messenger RNA from Phodopus roborovskii (desert hamster), 3144 nucleotides. It is a transcript of the gene Mcf2, whose product is annotated as MCF.2 cell line derived transforming sequence. The record is from RefSeq and is a predicted model, not a curated record. Gene Ontology annotation, molecular function: guanyl-nucleotide exchange factor activity. Gene Ontology annotation, biological process: dendrite development; intracellular signal transduction. NCBI's taxonomy places the organism in Eukaryota, Metazoa, Chordata, Mammalia, Rodentia, Cricetidae. The transcript has 28 exons. Bases 1 to 3144 code for a protein of 1047 amino acids. Gene Ontology annotation, cellular component: cytoplasm.
AUGCAUGCGUUUUAUUUGUCUGUAAUGGAGCAGCUUGACCAGCUUCCUGUGAAAGCAUGUGGCCGGGGAAGGGACAAUGCGUGGAUCAUUACAUUUCCAGAAAACUGUAACUUCAAAUGUAUCCCAGAGGAUGUAAUUGGAAAAGUGCUCAAUUAUUUGACAUCUAUUGCAAGACAAAGUAGCUCUGAUACCCGAUUUACUGUUAUUCUGGAUCGAAGACUGGAUACAUGGUCUUCCCUCAAAAUUUCCCUCCAGAAAAUCUCAGCCUCUUUCCCUGGGAGCUUGCAUUUAGUCCUGGUUUUACGGCCUACUAGUUUUCUUCAACGGACUUUCACGGACAUUGGAUUUCGAUUUAGCCAGGAGGAUUUUAUGCUGAAAUUACCAGUUGUUAUGCUGAGCUCAGUUAGUGAUUUGCUGACAUACAUUGAUGACAAGCAAUUAACCCCUGAGUUAGGCGGCACCUUGCAGUACUGCCACAGUGAAUGGAUCAUCUUCAGAAAUGCUAUAGAAAAGUUUGCUAUUACAGUGAAAGAGAUGGCUCAGAUGUUGCAGUCCUUUGGAACAGAACUGGCUGAAGCAGAUCUACCAGAUGAUAUUCCUUCAAUAGAGGAGAUUCUGGCAGUUCAUGCUGAAAGGUAUCAGCUCCUGAAGAAUGACUUAACAGCUGUAACCAAAGAAGGAAAAAUUCUGCUCAAGAACCUGCAAGUGCCUAACACUGAAGAAACUGUCAGUUCAAGUCUUGAACGUCCUCAGAACAUAAAUGGUGACUGGCAAACUAUUAAUAAGUUGCUGUCUCAAGUGCAUGAUAUGGAAACUGCUUUUGAUGGAUUUUGGGAAAAACACCAGCAAAAAAUGGAGCAGUAUCUGCAGCUGUGGAAAUUUGAGCAAGACUUCCAAGAGGUUAUGACUCAAAUUGAAUUGUUAUUAAGUCAACAAAAAGAACUGAGUGAUGCAACAGGGAACUUAGCUCAAGUAAAACAAAGACUUAAAAAAAUAGAGAACUUGGAUGAAAAAUCUCAGGAGCUGUUACCCAAGGCCCGACUUGUGAUACUACAUGGCCACAAGCUUGCAUCGAAUCACCACUAUGCACUUGAUUUAAUCUGCCAGAGGUGCAAUGAGCUACGCUACCUUUCUGAUAUUUUGGUUAGUGAGAUCAGGGCAAAGCGGAUAGAGCUGAGCAGAACUUUCAAAAUUCACAAACUCCUACAGCAGGCACGUCAGUGCUGUGAUCAAGGAGAAUGCCUCCUGGCCAAUCAGGGAAUGGAUAAAUUCCAGACUAAAGAAGAUGCUAAGAAAGCCCUUCAGGAUGUGGAAAAUUUCCUUCAAAUGGCUAUGCCCUUUAUCAAUUAUGAUAUUGAGAAUCUGCAAUAUGAAUUUGAUGUACUCCUGUCUCCUGAACUCAAGGCUCAGAUGCAGACUGUACAACUCAAGCUUGAAAACAUUCGAAGCAUAUUUCAGAACCAACAGGCUGGUUCUAAGAACCCAAAAGAUAAACCUGAGAAACCAGUCCAGUUUGUGAUGCCUGCACCUGAAAAUUUGAUAAAAUCCAAAGCAAUGUUUUUCUCACCUAAACAUGUGGGAGUUGGAUAUUCUUUCUUUCAAGCAUGUAAACUUUUUUCAAAAGUGAAGAAGUCUUGGAGACAGACUCAAACACAGAGCAAAAUUGAAAUCAUUCGAGAUAGCCAAGAGAAGAGGAAUUCUGAUCAGCCUCCUGGAUUGGACAAUAGCUUGGAUGUUUUAAAGAACCAUGUCCUGAAUGAGCUGAUACAGACAGAAAAGGCAUAUGUUCGAGAGCUGUUUACUGUUUUGUUGGGCUACAGAUCCGAGAUGGACAAUCCACAGAUGUUUGAUCUUAUGCCACCUCUCCUGAGAAAUAAAAAGGAUGUUCUCUUUGGAAAUAUGGCAGAAAUAUAUGAAUUUCAUAACAACAUUUUCAUGAGCAGCUUAGAAGAUUGCUCUAAUGCUCCAGAGAGAGUUGGACCUUGCUUCCUGAAAAGGAAGGACGAUUUUCAGAUGUAUGCCAAAUACUGUCAGAAUAAACCCAGAUCAGAGUUAAUUUGGAGGAAGUAUUCAGAAUGUGCCUUUUUUCAGGAAUGUCAACGAAAAUUAAAACAUCGACUUGGUCUGGAUUCCUAUUUGCUCAAACCAGUUCAACGAAUCACUAAGUAUCAGUUACUUUUAAAGGAGCUCUUAAAAUACAGUAAAGAAGGUGAAGGGACAGCUCAGUUAAAGGAGGCACUUGAUACAAUGCUGGACUUACUGAAAUCAGUGAAUGAUUCCAUGCACCAGAUUGCAAUCAAUGGCUAUAUUGGAAAUCUGAAUGAGCUGGGUAAAAUGAUUCUGCAAGGUUCAUUCAGUGUUUGGCUGGGACACCGGAAAGGUGCUACAAAAAUGAAGGAUUUCGCAAGAUUCAAGCCCAUGCAGAGACACCUUUUCUUGUACGAAAAAGCUGUUAUGUUUUGUAAGAGACGUGUUGAAUCUGGCGAAGGUGCUGAUAGAUACCCAUCAUACAGUUUUAAGCACUGCCUAAAAAUGGAAGAAGCUGGAAUCACGGAACACGUGAAAGGUGAUAACCGCAAGUUUGAAAUAUGGUAUGGUGAGAAGGAGGAAAUUUAUAUUGUUCAGGCUCCAAAUAUUGAUGUGAAGUUGUUAUGGUUAAAAGAAUUAAGAAACAUUUUACUGAAGCAGCAGGAACUUUUGUCUGCUAAAAGAAGGCAAGAUCAGCUAAGAGAGCGGGAUCAACUUUCCCCUCAGCAACAGAAAGCCGAAAAGCAAGAGGCAACUCUUGGAAGUGCUGUAGAAUUGGAAGCAGAGGCAGGAGCAGAGGUGGAACAAGCCAGUGGUGUGGUGGAGGCCAGGGAGGCAGCUGUGCCAGUUCAGGCAAAAGUAAAUUCUGCAGCUUGGAUUAAGAUGCCACCAUCUACAGAAGACCCUGAAACAUCCACAGGAAGUUCAAACAACUAUUUCUACCCUACUUACAAAGACAAUGGAAAAGAUAGGUCACAGAUGGUUAGUAUGACAUACUACAUCAAAAUUCCCGAGGCAGUUUUACUGAUGAAACAAAUAGGGUACAUAAAGAACAACUUUCGGAUGAUGCAGAGUUCAGAAGUCCUGGGGGUCGGGGGCAUUAGUAAAUUAUCUUGA